Messenger RNA from Eutrema salsugineum, 1942 nucleotides. RefSeq names its product formin-like protein 20. NCBI's taxonomy places the organism in Eukaryota, Viridiplantae, Streptophyta, Magnoliopsida, Brassicales, Brassicaceae. The transcript is spliced from 14 exons. The record is from RefSeq and is a predicted model, not a curated record. Bases 32 to 1498 code for a protein of 488 amino acids.
UGGAGGAGCACCACCGCCACCACCUCCUCCAAUGCGUGGAGGAGCACCACCGCCACCUCCGCCUCCUGGUAGUAGAGGUCCUGGGGGACCGCCACCUCCACCACCUCCUGGUGGUCGUGCUCCUGGUCCACCUCCGCCUCCUGGACCAAGACCUCCAGGUGGUGGACCUCCUCCGCCUCCUGGACCAAGACCUCCCGGUGGUGGACCACCUGAUCUUAAGGGUGCAGGAAGAGGGCGUGGUCUUCCACGUCCAGGUUUGGGGUCUUCAGCUCAGAAAAAGUCUUCUCUGAAGCCUUUACACUGGGUUAAAGUAACAAGGGCAUUGCAGGGAAGCUUAUGGGACGAGUUACAGAGACAUGGAGAAGGACAAACUGCACCAGAAUUUGAUGUAUCAGAAAUAGAGACCCUUUUCUCUGCUACAGUGCAAAAACCGGUAGAUAAAUCUGGAGGCCGAAGAAAAUCGGUUGGGGCAAAGCCUGAAAAAGUUCAACUGAUCGACCUUAGGAGAGCCAAUAACACGGAAAUUAUGCUUACGAAAGUAAAGAUGCCGCUGCCUGAUAUGAUGGCUGCAGUUCUGGCAAUGGAUGACACUGUACUAGAUAUUGAUCAAAUAGAGAAUCUUAUAAAGUUCUGUCCAACCAAGGAAGAGAUGGAACUUCUUAAGAACUACACUGGUGACAAGGCGACCUUGGGAAAGUGUGAGCAGUACUUCCUAGAGCUAAUGAAGGUGCCACGAGUAGAAUCGAAACUGAGAGUAUUUUCCUUCAAGAUUCAAUUCGGCACUCAGAUAACAGAAUUCAAAAAAAGUUUAAAUGCGGUAAAUUCUGCGUGUGAGGAGGUCCGUAGUUCACAAAAGCUCAAAGAAAUCAUGAAAAAGAUUCUUUACCUGGGGAAUACAUUGAACCAAGGAACUGCGAGGGGCGCUGCAGUGGGAUUCAAGUUGGACAGUUUAUUAAAAUUAAGCGAUACACGUGCUGCUAACAGCAAGAUGACUCUCAUGCAUUAUCUUUGCAAGGUCCUUGCUUCCAAGGCAUCGGUUCUACUGGACUUCCACAAGGAUCUUGAAAGUCUUGAAUCAGCGUCAAAGAUACAAUUGAAGUCACUGGCUGAAGAAAUGCAAGCUAUAAUCAAAGGAUUGGAAAAACUGAACCAGGAGCUCACUGCAUCCGAAAGUGAUGGUCCUGUUUCUGAUAUUUUCCGUAAAACAUUGAAGGACUUCAUAUCCAUUGCUGAGACUGAAGUGGCAACUGUAUCGAGUCUUUACAGUGUCGUGGGAAAUAAUGCUGAUGCACUAGCGUACUAUUUUGGCGAGGAUCCCAAACGUUGUCCAUUUGAACAAGUUACUGCGACCCUCUUGAAUUUUAUAAGGUUGUUUAAGAAAGCACACGAAGAGAAUAUCAAGCAAGCGGAGUUGGAGAAGAAGAAAGCCGCAAAGGAAGCGGAAAUGGAGAAGGCGAAAGGAGUCAGUCUCACAAAAAAAGCAGUUGAUGAUAGCUGACCCAAAGCCUUAAACAAUAUGUUGCCAAAAUCCGCCUUAAUCUCUCAAGCGAACCAAUGUGGUUUUGGUAUGCCAGCGGAGACGGUGCUGUUCAAGUAGCAUUAUCCGCAAAGCGGCACAGGGCGGUACACUACAGGCUCGGGUCCUAAUGGGAUCGAUUAGCCUGGGAGGGCUAUCGAGGAGGAACCAUCAAAAGAUAAGAGACAGAUCUUUUCUCCAAUCACGUACGUUUACAUGACUGACUCCACACUGAUUCAUUCUAACUUGUAAAUUAGGAUUCUUUCAUGUUUCUUCUUUUUCCCUGAUUAGAGGAAUUUUUGAUAGAUUGAAAUGUUGUAUAGGUUUCAGGUGUAGAGAGAAAGAGAGAGAAAUGUAGAGCAUUUUGUCCAUAUAGUGUGUAACUUUGUAUCGUUCCACAAUAUUAAUGUUUCUUUUUAGGAUUCA